Messenger RNA from Eruca vesicaria subsp. sativa (arugula), 2204 nucleotides. NCBI's taxonomy places the organism in Eukaryota, Viridiplantae, Streptophyta, Magnoliopsida, Brassicales, Brassicaceae. The record is from the annotation of a GenBank genome assembly.
CCGGAAGCUCUACGCAGCAUAAAAAAUAAUCUUCAGACAAAUCUUCGAAACUAAGUAGCAGCAGAUCUUCUUGGUGAUGGCUCAUCAGGACAACUUGGUUCCUCGGUGUAGUAAUGAUUCAGAGGCACAAGAUCAUACUUCAAUGACCAUUGAGUUUCUCCGUGCGCGUUUACUCGCUGAAAGAGCUGUUUCCAAGAGCGCAAGAGCUAAACUUGAUGGCCUUUCUGAUAAAGUAGCAGAGCUGGAGGAACAGCUAAAGAUUGUGUCUUUACAGAGAAAGAAGGCGGAACAAGCAACUGCUGAUGUCCUUGCUAUCCUUGAAGAAUAUGGGUUUCAUGAUGAUGAUUCAAGCUCUGAUCAAGAAAGCUACUCUCAGACUACGACCAAGUCAAUGUCUGCCAAGAGUUUAUCAUGGAAAGGUCGCUGGAGAGAAGCUGAUUCUUCUCAAAAAACUAAGGAGUCUCGUAAUAGGAGACAGAGAGGGUUCGUGUCUGCUUAUUUCUCCUCGCCAAGACACCGCCAAGGAAGAUCUUGUCGACAAAUAAAACGCAGCGAGUCAAGAACUGUAUCUGAAGAUCAUAAGAGAGAUGGAGAUACAGUUGUUGAUCUUCAAGAAAAAGGAGGUAGCACUCAAGUGCUUCCUAUAACGAGUGAAGAGGCUGAUGUUACUGUUGUGAAGGGAGACGAAAGCUUGCAGAAGUUGUCAUGUUCAUAUGUUUUGGAGAAGGAAAACAGUAUGGACAUCAAGUUGGAGAAAGCGUUAAGAAAACGUGCACAAGUUGUUGGAUCUUAUGGAGAUAUGGAAGAGACUCAGAAACAAUGGGAGAAGAAGUUCACUGAGAAUAAAUCAUCUGCCCUGGAUUUAUGUGACGUAGGAAACCAUUCAGAUGUGACGGAUGAAAGUAAUGGAGAAAAAGCUCAAGGUUCAACACUAGUACCCUCGCACGGUGAUACAAGGUCUAUAGCCAAUGAAGUUCACCUUAGGGAACCGUUUGAAACUUCGUCACAUGGUUCCCCUGAUAAUUCAGUAACAUCACCUGAUAAGUUCUGCAAAAGUUGUGGUUCCAAAUCUGUGGAAGAAGAAGCUUCUCCUUCUGGAGACAACGGGAAACAAAUAUCUGAGAGUCCUAAAAGUGAGUCUUCCCAUGCACAGAACUUCAAAGGUAUCUCUGAGCACGCUUCAUCAACUACUCGAGCACCUCAUGUACCAAGACCAAACUCUAGAGGUGGUUCCUUUUGCAGUAAUGCCACUAACAUCCAGAAAGUAGAUUACCACUUAGUUCCAGUGACAAAGGAAAAGUCUGAUGGCUAUGAUACUGUGCUCAAUGCGCUAAAGCAAGCUAAGCUGUCUCUGCAAGAGAAGGUCAAUAGCUUACAUAUCAGAAAACAUGAGUAUCUUUCUGAGAGCUCUUAUCCUUCAACGCCAGGUUCAUAUAUGAACACAUACGCACUACCUAUAGAGCCAGCAUUUGAUACCAAACCAUCUCUCCCUGCUUCCAACGUCGGACUUUUCCGAGUACCCACUGAUUUUUCACCUGAUGCAUCAACGAGGAACAGCUUUCAAGCCUCGGGUUCUCAGAAAGCUCUUGUUAACCAUAUACAACCUGAGAGAGACAUUCCUUUGCUACCUGGAGUCACCAAAGCAUUAACAUCCACAAAGAACCUCCUAGAUUCUGGCUUCCAAAGUCAAUUACUAGACACAGAGCGACCUUUGACCACUCCAUACAUUUGUGGACCAAAACUAUGGACAGGCUUCAAGGCAGAUGGUGAACCGGUUGUGGAUACUCAAGAUUCCAGAGUUUAUAAAGGCACACAAAUGGUUUCAGGAAGUGUCAGAACAUCUGGUUUUGAAGGGAACCAACUAGCCUCAACUAGCUUCAAGUUAGAUAGACAAGUAAGUACAUAUACUCCCAUGUCACCUAGUCGAAGCUUGUAUCCUGAUUCAGUUCUGCGUAGUAGAGAGAUGUAUUCGACUCCUUAUUACACACCUGCGGUUGGGUUGCCUCCUACUGAUGGUUCAGGUGAAGGUUUAUAUAGGCGAGUAUGAUUCUGUUGGAUGCUUGUGCACUGCACUGUUGGAGUGUCUGUUGUUGUGUACAGUGUAGAAUGUACCAGCUUUGUAAGAAUUUGGCAGAAACAAAGGCAAAAGUGAUGUAUGUAGUUCAUAGCUUUGUAAUGAGAGGACAAUUGUUGUUAAAAGGGUA